AUGGGUAUAGAAUCUGAGAGAGACGCUCUAGACGAUGAUGACGUUUUCCUCAAAGAAAACGAAACUUGUGAAGAACAAGCAACAACAGAUCCAGAUGAGUUCAAUUUUCCUCGGCUUUUUAUUAACGUCAUCAGAGAACCGAAAAAAUUCUUUGGACCAAAUUCUGAUCUCUUUGAAAAGAAAUAUCUCGUCGAUCAUCUCAUAUUGUUGUCGGCGUUUAUUACAUUCGCACUUACUUUUAUCUCUGGCAUAGGGUUCUUCGAUAGUUGCCAUUGUGGAAGGACAUUAUGCCCCUUGCUGAUUAUACAAGGUGCAUCGGGACUUGUUAUCGUUGCAAUCCAACUGUUUGCAGUUUUAUUCAGCUGGAAACCAGAGAAAGUGGCUAAGUACUCAGAAAAUAAUCGAUUGGCGAUCAAAUUAUUGUUACUGUACUCGCACGUUCUCAUCCAGUUUUGCAUCAUUUUGUUUUUUAUUGCUCAGAUUUGCAUAUUUGCCGGUGCAUCUUAUGACUUUCGAGAGCUAAGGAGCUGUUUAGCAGAUUCCGACAAUGCAAUCCUAUUAAAAAUAUUUGCUGUGGCUAUUUUGGUUUUCCACUACAUUACGAGUAUUGGUUAUCUAUUUAAUUGCAAAUGGAAUAGGCGACGACUGUUAGUUUGUAUCAAUAGAAAAGCUCAAGACCAUCUACGAAAUUGCGAUGAAGAUGAGGUUAUUCUCGACGUUGAGAACCCCAAAGAAAAUAUUUGUACUGUCUAA
Molecule: messenger RNA, 753 nt
Organism: Adineta ricciae
Lineage: Eukaryota; Metazoa; Rotifera; Eurotatoria; Adinetida; Adinetidae
Source: the annotation of a GenBank genome assembly